AUGUCGUCCUCUGAAGAUGAACAUUCCGACGACUCGCACAGCGGCUCUGGGCGACGAACAAAAACACCCUCACCAUUCUACCUCCCAUUGAACGUCGCCUUCUACGCUUUUCUCGGCUCCAACGCAAUUGCAGCUGCCUAUGCGCCGAUUCAAGACUGCGAUGAGAUCUUCAACUACUGGGAGCCAACACACUAUCUUGACCAUGGAUAUGGACUACAGACAUGGGAAUACUCACCCGAAUAUUCCAUCCGAAGCUGGCUAUACGUUAGUCUCCAUGCCGCCGUUGGAAUGAUAACGAAGAUCUGGAGUUCAAACAAGAAAACCCAAUUCUAUGUCAUCCGAGCCGCUCUCGCCUUCGUCUGUGCUGCCUGUGAAACCCGGUUAUAUUCCGCGAUUUCCAGAACUCUCAAUAAAAGAAUUGGCCUGCUUUUCUUGAUCAUUACGGUUUUCAGCCCCGGCUUCUUCCACGCAUCGGCGGCGUUUUUACCGUCUACCUUCACGAUGUAUACGUCGAUGUUAGGAUUGACGGCAUUUUUGGAUCGAAGUGGCAAGAACAAAAUCGCUGAGGGCAUCAUGUGGUUUGGCAUAGGUGCUAUCGUUGGCUGGCCGUUUUCCGGCGCCUUACUUCUUCCUCUACUUACCGAAGAAGUUCUUUCGUCUAUUUUCUCCGGUCACCUUGGAAAUACCCUGCGGCAGAUUGUCAAUGGGGGCAUUAGGUGCAUUGUUAUCCUUGGACUGGAAAUCGGAGUCGAUUCUCUUUUCUUCCAAAAGUUCGCAUUUGUUCCGUGGAACAUCGUCGCAUACAAUGUAUUCGGAGGCGAAGGAAGAGGACCGAACAUUUUCGGCACUGAGCCAUGGACCUUUUACAUUCGGAAUUUGCUCUUGAAUUUCAAUGUUUGGUUUAUCCUGGCCGCUUCAAUUGCGCCUCUUCUCAUCUUGCAGGCCUUGUUCGGAGGUCGUGCUUCAUCCAGUCAGGCGGUUUUAAGGUCUCUCGCCUUUGUCUCUCCUUUCUACCUCUGGCAAGCGAUUUUCACCGUCCAACCUCACAAGGAAGAACGAUUCAUGUAUCCUGCGUAUCCCUUUCUUGCCCUCAACGCAGCACUUGCUCUUCACCUGAUAUUGGCAUACGUCGGAACAAACAAGCCGGACACUUUGAUGGGUCUCAUCCCAGGCAAAGUCAAGUUCAUGGCCGUUGCAGCAUUUAUGUUGCUUUCCAUCAACGCGGGACUUUUGAGAUCUGUCGGCAUGAUGACUGCUUACGGAGCGCCCUUGAAAGUAUAUGAUGCGCUCGACACACCAGGACUUGCGCAGGACGGUGACUUUCUCUGCUUGGGCAAGGAAUGGUACCGAUUCCCUUCUUCUUUCUUCCUGCCGCAAUCCAUGCGAGCCAAAUUUGUGAAGAGUGAGUUCUCAGGUUUGUUACCUGGUGAGUUUCCCGAGGGAGCCAGUAUGCAGACAUUACUCGCGGGUACAUCUGCGAUUCCCACGGGUAUGAAUGAUCGAAACGAGGAGGAUCUAUCAAAAUACGUUGACAUCUCUCAAUGUACAUUUUUGGUCGAUUCCUACUUCCCCAGUAGACCAUCGACAGACCUAGAGCUGGAUUACAUACACAACCAGGAGGACUGGGAGGUACUGGCUUGCCAUCAAUUCCUAGAUGUAUCAGAAACCGCAACUUUGGGUCGGGUGUUGUGGAUUCCGAAUUUACCUUUCGUUCCUAGUCGAUUUAGGCGGCAUUGGGGAGAUUAUUGUUUGUUACGACGGAGACAGGCUUCGUCAUGA
Messenger RNA from Talaromyces marneffei, 1779 nucleotides. RefSeq lists its product as uncharacterized. Lineage: Eukaryota; Fungi; Ascomycota; Eurotiomycetes; Eurotiales; Trichocomaceae. The coding region runs from base 1 to 1779 and encodes 592 amino acids. The transcript has 4 exons. Gene Ontology annotation, molecular function: alpha-1,2-mannosyltransferase activity. Gene Ontology annotation, biological process: protein N-linked glycosylation. The record is from RefSeq and is a predicted model, not a curated record. Gene Ontology annotation, cellular component: endoplasmic reticulum membrane.